Callithrix jacchus (white-tufted-ear marmoset) is the source of this 405-nucleotide messenger RNA. RefSeq lists its product as uncharacterized. Lineage: Eukaryota; Metazoa; Chordata; Mammalia; Primates; Cebidae. The record is from RefSeq and is a predicted model, not a curated record.
GGUUAAGGGAAAGCGCCGAGAUGACGGGCUUUCUGCUGCCGCCCGCAAGCAGAGGGACUCGGAGAUCAUGCAGCAGAAGCAGAAAAAGGCAAACGAGAAGAAGGAGGAACCCAAGUAGCUUUGUGGCUUCGUGUCCAACCCUCUUGCCCUUCGCCUGUGUGCCUGGAGCCAGUCCCACCACGCUCGCGUUUCCUCCUGUAGUGCUCACAGGUCCCAGCACCGAUGGCAUUCCCUUUGCCCUGAGUCUGCAGCGGGUCCCUUUUGUGCUUCCUUCCCCUCAGGUAGCCUCUCUAUCCCUGGGCCACUCCCGGGGAUGAGGGGGUUACCCCUUCCCAGUGCUUUUUAUUCCUGUGGGGCUCACCCCAAAGUAUUAAAAGUAGCUUUGUAAAAAAAAAAAAAAAAAAA